Molecule: messenger RNA, 2642 nt
Organism: Erinaceus europaeus (western European hedgehog)
Lineage: Eukaryota; Metazoa; Chordata; Mammalia; Eulipotyphla; Erinaceidae
Gene: SH3BGRL
Product: SH3 domain binding glutamate rich protein like
Exons: 4
Coding region: 149-493 (114 amino acids)
Cellular component (GO): cytoplasm
Source: RefSeq, a predicted model, not a curated record
ACCUAGUAAAAGCAGCCAAAGGAGAGGCGGGGCUGUGGUUAGUCUGCAGUUACACCUCCCCCAUCCUCUUCUGUCUGGGUUUCAGCCUUGCUGCAGCUGCUUACUAGCCAUUUGCAGGACCCACACAAGUGCAAUCGCUGUUCCCAAAAUGGUCAUCCAUGUGUAUAUUGCUUCAUCUUCUGGUUCUACCGCGAUUAAGAAAAAACAGCAAGAUGUGCUGGGUUUCUUAGAAGCUAACAAAAUAGGAUUUGAAGAAAAAGAUAUUGCAGCUAGUGAAGAGAAUCGGAAGUGGAUGAGAGAAAAUGUACCUGAGAACAGUCGCCCUGCCACUGGACACCCAUUGCCACCUCAGAUUUUCAAUGAAAGACAGUACCGUGGGGAUUAUGAUGCCUUCUUUGAAGCCAGAGAAAAUAAUGCAGUAUAUGCCUUUUUAGGCUUAACAGCCCCUCCUGGUUCAAAGGAAGCAGAAGCCCAGGGAAAACAGAAAGAAUGAAGCUCAAAUAUUCUGCCUUAAGCAUCCUAAAAAGAGAAUCCACAGCUUUUAUAAAAUAGAAAAAUCAUCUUUGUUCAAAGUAAAUAGGAUUAAAGUUUAGUUAAUAGAUUAAUCUCACAUGCAAGCAAUUGAAGUGAAUACAGAGUUGUGUAUGCUAUGAUGAGGAGUUGAACAAAAAUAAUUAAGUAGAUAUCAUGGAAUACUAUUGUUACCUGCAGAGACAUUUUAUGCAUUUUAAUUACUUUUCAUAAUGAAAAAAAUAUAUUCUCUGUUUUGUUAUUAUUACAACUUAAAUAUAUCUGUAGGAAAUUAAGCAUUUUUAUUUCUUAUGAAGGGCUAAAGAUUAUGCCUGUUGUUUCUGAAUUGCCUCAUUAAUUUUAGCCAAUAUGUGACAUUAUUGUGAUUGGAAAGUAUUUCAAAACUCAUAUUGGAGAUAGUUCUGCCAAUGUAUAUGAUGUUUUUUGGUUUACCAUCUAAAACUUUGAUCCAUUUAGAGAUUACUUUUAUACAUGAUGAAAUGUGAUGGACCAGUUAUACUCUUCUACGUGUUUCAACCCACUUUUUCCAACAUCAUUUGUUGAAUAGACUCUUCUUUAUCUAUUUUAUUUUUGGCUCCCUUAUCAAAAAAUAGGCUUCAUAGGUGUGAACUAAUUUCUGUGUUCUAAAUCCUAUUCAACUAGUCUGUGUGUCUAUCUUAAUUCCAGUACCAUGCAAUUAUUAUAGUAGCCAUGUAGUAUGUUUUGAGGUCAGGAAGUGUAAUAGCUCCAUUCUUGCUCUUUUCACUCAGGAUUGUUCCAGCUAUCCUCAGUAUUUUUCUGUCUCCAGAUAAACCUUUUACUAAAGAAAUUUGGUGGAACCUUAAUGGGGAUUGCAUUAAAUCUGUAUAUGACUCUGAGUAGAAUAGUCAUUUUGAUAAUGUUAAUACUUAGAAUUCAUGAGCAUGAGAUAUAUUUCCAUUUCUUUGUCCCUUUUUCUUUUCGUUUUUAUUUAUUUACUGAUUAAAUAAUAACAAGACCAUAGGAUAAGAGGGGUACAAUUCCACACAAUUCCCACCACCAAAGUUCCAUAUCUUAUCUCCUCCAUUAGAAGAUUUUCUAUUCUUUUUUAUUUCUUUAUUGGGGAAUUAAUAUUUUACAUUCAACAGUAAAUACAAUAGUUUGUACAUGGAUAAUAUUUCCCAGUUUUCCAUAUAACAAUACAACCCCCACUAGGUACUCUGUCAUUCUUCUUGAGAAGCUUUUCUAUUUUUUAUAACUCUGGGAGUAUGCACCCAGGAUCAUUAUGGAAUGAAGAAGGUGGAAAGUCUGGCCUGUACCUUACUCUUUAGCCUAAUAAUACCAAAGAAUUUCCUACCAGAUUCUUUUGGAUUUUCUAUGCAUAGUAUCAUAUCAUCUGAAUAGUGACAGUUUAAAUUCUUCUCUUCCAAUCUUUCUUUAUCUUUUUUAUCUUUUUCUCUUGUGCAGUUUCCAUAGAUAGGACUUCUCAGACUAUGUUGAAUAAUAGAGACAAUGGACAGCCCUGUUUUGUAUUUGACUAUUAAGGUAAAGCUCUCAGUUUCUCUCCAUUGAGUAUGAUGUUGACUGAAGGUUUUCUAUAACUUUUUUAUGUGUAUAAACUCAACUAGUUUGAGGAAUUUUCCAUGUACAUUUUUUUAAUGUUUUGAUCAUGAAGAGAUGUUGGAUCUUGUGAAAAAAUUUCUCUGCAUUUACUGAGAUAAUCAUGUGGUUUUUGAAUUUUCAUUUUUAAUGUAGUAUAUCACAUUUAUUCAUUUAUGUAUAUUGAAUCACCCUGGCAUCCCUGGGAUAAAUUCUACUUGGUCAUGGUAUACAACUUUUUAAUUUACGUUUGUAGCCUAGUUGCUAAGAUUUUGUUCAUUAUCUUAGCAUUUAUGUUAAUCAAGAAUAUCAGGCUGUAAUUUGCAAUUUUUGUUGUUAUCUGCUUUUGAUGGUUCAAAUUCAGUUAUAAGCAAAACAAAUAAACUAAUUGAACUAUAUCAAACUUAGAAUAAUCUGCAUGGCAAAAAGAAUCAUGAUUAUAACAGAGUCCUCAUUGAAUGGGAGAAAAAUUUAUAUGUUAUACAUUAGACAGAAUCUAAUAGCCAAAAUAUACAAAGAACUCAUUAAACUCAACAAUAAAAAGACUAUAACAA